AUGAUCUUUGGCGGCCUGGAGAUUGUUGCGGGUGGAUACCUCAUCCACCGACACUACCGGAAGAAGAACGACAAGGAGCAGCUUGAGGCAGAAGCCCAGAAAAGGCGCCAUAACACGUUUCCUGGUGCCAAUCCGGCGAAGCAGAAUGGCUGGAACACGCAAGCUCAUCACCGUCCUCAACACCAUCAGCAGCAGCAGCAACAACCUGCGGUACCACAGCAGAAGUAUGCGUGCUAUGCUCCAGCGGCACAGCCUCGACCACCGAUAUACCAACCCCAAUGUCAAACUCAAGCCCAGCCUCAGUACCAAUCCCAACCUCAAUGCCGACCACACGCGCUUCCCCAUACUCAGAGCUUCAACAUUCCGCGGCGGCCUGUACCGCAGCGGAAACCUCAGAUCAUCAUACAACCUUCUCUCCAACGAACCGACUCCUUUGCGACGAUAUCGCGUAUGCCCAUCGCGAACGGCUCACGGCCACAAGACAUACCUGAACAGACUAGCCCUGCGGCUGGUCUUUCACCUGUACCACAACAUGGCAUCUAUGGAAAUGCAGGUUUCUCGGUGUCGACACCAGCUUUCGGUGCGACGCCUACAUCUCCUGGGCUGACCUACGAGUUGGCUACCGAGCCUCAGGGUGGUGCUAGUCAGACUAUUGAUGACAACUGGGAGACAUAUGGACAUGGCCAUGGUGGUGGAGGGCUACAUUAUGCGCCCACUGUGUCUACUGAACUGGGCGAGCGGGAUCCGCCGCCUCCUUAUACGCCUUGA
This is a messenger RNA of Alternaria arborescens, 768 nucleotides long. RefSeq lists its product as hypothetical. NCBI's taxonomy places the organism in Eukaryota, Fungi, Ascomycota, Dothideomycetes, Pleosporales, Pleosporaceae. Bases 1 to 768 code for a protein of 255 amino acids. The transcript has a single exon. The record is from RefSeq and is a predicted model, not a curated record.